UGAUAUAGGGCGGUGUGUCGUUCAACGCACCGGAUGAACUUGAGAAGCUGAACGGGAAACGAUUUCUCCGUUUCUAUUGUCCUACACUCCCGCAACCAAAGACUGUAUACAACACUUAUAGUUUGCGCAACAACGGUUGUUGUUACAAUCUAACCACAGUCGGGACUUUUUGAACAUGGCUGAACCAAGCGGCAAGAGAUUGAAGACCAACCUGCCUAACUGUAAAACUCACCGAGCUUUUCUCGGGAGCAGAGUGAAACAGAAUCUCCCAGCGGUCGUUGAGGAGAGUUUGUGCGGAGUAUCUACAUUGAUUAUGGAGGUCGCUUACAUACUUGAUGCACUGGCCAAGAUAUUUGAGCAGGAUGACAUUGCCUUGCCAAGAGUGGCAGCGUUCUUCCAUGAGCAGUCUGUGAACGAGCAGGCGAAGGCUGAGGCCAUGAUGGACUACCUGUCAGACAGAGGGGGACAGUACUGCAGUAAAGACAUCCAGAGGCCUGGCUGUGAGGAGGUGUAUGCCGUGAUCCCAGCCCUGGAGCUGAUGCUGGGCCAGUGGAAGGAGGAGAUGGCCGUGAUGGUGGAGCUCAGCCAGUUGUCCAAGGAGCACAGCGACCCGCACUCCGCCAGUGUGAUCAAGAGCCGCUUCCUGGGGCCGCUGGUGCCACGUGUCAAACUGCUGGGAGACCUGCUGACCAACGCACGUAGGGUGGGCUGCACCAGCGACCGCUCGGGGGGCUUCGGGGAGUACCUCAUCGACCAGCUGCAGGAGGAGUUGACCAACGUCUCCAGUAGAUAAAUCACUCAGUAGUUUAUAUUAAAGAAAACUACUUUGGGCAUUUAAAAGGACACAGCCUCAUUGUAUCAUGUUCAGUGCCUUUGGAAAGUAUUCAGACCCCUUUACUUUUUCAACAUUUUGUUAGGUUACAGCCUUAAUCUAAAAUGUAUUACAUCGUUUUCCCCCUCAAUCUAAUAUAAUACACGAUAAUGACAAAGCAAAAAGAUUUUUUUAAUGUUUGCUAAUUUAUUCAAAAUAAAAAACAGAUCACAUUUACAUAAGUAUUCAGACCCUUUGCUCAGUACUUUGUUUAAGCACAUUUGGCAACGAUUUCAGCCUCGACUCUUCUUGGGUAUGACGCUAAAAGCUUAGCACAGCUAUAUUUGGGUAGUUUCUCCAUUUCUUCUCUGACGAUCCUCUCAAGCUCUAUCAGGUUGCAUGG
This is a messenger RNA of Oncorhynchus tshawytscha (Chinook salmon), 1214 nucleotides long. Its product is annotated as ferritin, heavy subunit. Gene Ontology annotation, biological process: iron ion transport; intracellular iron ion homeostasis. Gene Ontology annotation, cellular component: cytoplasm. Bases 176 to 793 code for a protein of 205 amino acids. The transcript is spliced from 4 exons. NCBI's taxonomy places the organism in Eukaryota, Metazoa, Chordata, Actinopteri, Salmoniformes, Salmonidae. Gene Ontology annotation, molecular function: ferric iron binding; ferrous iron binding. The record is from RefSeq and is a predicted model, not a curated record.